Molecule: messenger RNA, 738 nt
Organism: Kwoniella botswanensis
Lineage: Eukaryota; Fungi; Basidiomycota; Tremellomycetes; Tremellales; Cryptococcaceae
Exons: 3
Coding region: 1-738 (245 amino acids)
Cellular component (GO): intracellular anatomical structure
Source: RefSeq, a predicted model, not a curated record
AUGUCCAUCAGUCCGCCUUAUUCAUACCCUGUCACAAAUUCCGACCUUAUCAAGGCUCAUUCCCUCAUCAAACAUUUCGAAGGUGGUUAUUUCGCUCAAACAGUCGGUCUAGAUUCAGUUUCACCUACAUCACCAACACCAACAUCCACCCAUGUUCCGAAAUCAACAGCAUUAGAAGGCAGAGAGCAGAUCGCUUCUGGAUCUGGGACGGAACUUCUCACACCGGCACCUAAUACCAUCACCGAGAUACAAGGCUCGGAGAAACGAACGGAUGCGACUCAAAUAUAUUAUCUUCUCACCCCCGAAUCAUAUAGAGGAAGAAUGCAUAUGAACUUGCAUUCUACCUUUCAUCUCCAUCAUUCUGGUCGAGCUUUAUACACACUCAUCAAACCGCCUUCUUCUCCAUCUGAAACCCCUACGGUCCAUCGUGUCAUCCUUGGUUCUGACGUGACACAGGGUGAAGUCACACAGCUCUUCGUCCCUGGAGGAUGGUGGAAGGCGAGCGAAAUCCCAGAUGAAGAUCUGCUCUUGCUCGAUGCACCUGAUGCUAAAGAAGCGAAGUUGGAUGAGAGAAUCGGUUGCUUGAUUAGCGAAGUGGUUGUUCCCGGCUGGAAUCCUGACCAACAUCAAUUUAUCGAUGAAGAUAAGCUCAAAACGAUGUGGGGAGGGAAAGCCGGAUGGGAGCAAUAUGUCAAAUACAUCAAAGCACCAGAAGGAUUGGAGUAUCCCGAUAAGUAG